Molecule: messenger RNA, 1155 nt
Organism: Raphanus sativus (radish)
Lineage: Eukaryota; Viridiplantae; Streptophyta; Magnoliopsida; Brassicales; Brassicaceae
Product: cation/H(+) antiporter 2-like
Exons: 3
Coding region: 1-1155 (384 amino acids)
Biological process (GO): regulation of pH; proton transmembrane transport
Cellular component (GO): membrane; endomembrane system
Molecular function (GO): antiporter activity
Source: RefSeq, a predicted model, not a curated record
AUGGAUCCAAAGCUGUUGUUCUGUUUGCCACAAGGAGAUGCAUUGUUUAAUCCUCUUAACACUAUGUUUAUUCAAAUGGCUUGCAUUCUCGUCUUCUCUCAGUUGUUCUUUCUCCUGCUCAAACCAUGUGGUCAAGCUGGUCCCGUUGCACAGAUUCUUGCUGGGAUCGUGUUGAGCCCUGCUCUGCUCUCAAGAAUCCCUAAAGUUAAAGAAUUCUUCCUCCAGAAAGAUGCAGCAGAUUACUACUCAUUCUUCUCAUUCGCUUUGCGAACAUCUUUCAUGUUCUUGAUAGGUCUUGAGUUCGAUCUACAUUUCAUGAGAAGAAAUUUCAAGAAAGUCACCGUGAUAACCAUUAGCUCUAUGGUGUCUUGCGGUCUCCUCAGCCUCGCAUUCUUCUAUCUCCUCAAACCUUUAUUACACAUCAAAGAGGACUACUUCACUUUCUUCUUGGUUCUGUUCAUUACCUUGUCCAACACGGCGUCUCCUGUCGUCCUCCGUUCAAUAGCUGAUUGGAAACUCGACACAUCUGAGAUCGGACGGUUGACUAUCUCCUGUGCAUUGCUCAAUGAAUUAACCAACGUGGUGGUCUAUACUAUAAUCAUAGCGGUCGUAUCUGGUGGUUCCUUGAUUGGUGAUUUCUUCCUAUUUAUUUUCAUGACAGGAGCCCUAAUCUUGCUCAAUAGGUUUCUAGCUUCAUGGCUCCCAAAGAGAAACCCUAAAGAAAAAUACCUAUCAAAAGCUGAAACUUUGGUCUUCUUCAUCUUCCUUCUCAUCAUAGGCAUAACAAUUGAAUCAUACGAUGUUAACUCAUCGGUUUCGGUUUUCAUCAUAGGCAUUAACUUUCCAAGGCAAGGAAAAACUCAUAGAACGUUGAUAAACCGGCUUAGUUACCCGAUCCAUGAGUUUGUUCUUCCGGUUUACUUUGGUUACAUUGGAUUCAGAUUCAGCAUCAUUGCAUUAACCAGACGAUACUACAUUUGUCUUGUUAUUAUAUUGAUUCUAACCUUAGUUGGGAAAUUUAUUGGUGUGAUAAGCGCUUGUAUGUACCUGAAGAUCCCUAAGAAAUAUUGGCUUUUCUUACCAACCAUACUCUCUGUUAAAGGUCAUGUGGGUCUUCUUCUUCUUGACGCAAACUACGACCAAAAGUAUACUUGA